Trematosphaeria pertusa is the source of this 618-nucleotide messenger RNA. RefSeq lists its product as uncharacterized. The record is from RefSeq and is a predicted model, not a curated record. Bases 55 to 405 code for a protein of 116 amino acids. The transcript has 3 exons. Lineage: Eukaryota; Fungi; Ascomycota; Dothideomycetes; Pleosporales; Trematosphaeriaceae.
AGCUGCGUUCAACUCACGUAUCAUGGUCAAAUCCAACCCCAGCUGCUACUCACAAUGAAGCAAUCUAUUCUGGCAAUUCUUGCGAUCGCCUUCGCCGUUCCAGCGUUCGCCCAGAUUAGACCCCCAGUCCCUGGAACUGGAACCUGUCCCGACUCUUGCAUUUCAAUCAGAACCCCUACGGGCGCGCUCCUUGUCUGUUGCGGCGAGGAAGAAGGCUGUGUGAACUGCGCCCCUGAAUGCGUUGCAUCCUGCCCAGACGGCAAAUAUGGGGGCUGCACAGACCUCGGAGGAUCAGUUGAGGAAACUUGUAGCAAGGGCUGCUCCACUUUCUGUGGCAGUGACGACUACACAAUCUGUUCCAUUGGAGGGCAGAGCAUAGAGCCUGCACCUGCCGGAUGUCCUUGAUACUAGCUGGCGCUUACCUCCGCUAAAAGCCUGAUCGAUUUGGGGCAUAACUAAGCAAACAUUGGGGCAUUGCAGGAUGAGAAGUGUGAGUCGGACUAUUUUCUGCGAAGAGGGACUUUACGAUCAUUAGGUAUUCUUACAUUUGUCUGCCAUGCGAAACCACACUCGCUAUCUACACGGGAUAUACGUAGCCAAUUCACUCCAUCUUUCCCC